AUGCGCACUCGGUUAGCUGUCAGUGCCCAAGAUGGGGAGGCUUUUAUGCAGGACGAGGCUCAGCGUACAUGUUCAUCGGAUCUUGGGGGCACGGGCGCUUCCUGGCAGGAGCUGUGGCUGAAACAUGUCGAGUAUUGGCCAACUUCAGCGACUGUUGCCCUACCCCACGUGUACAGUAACAUCGCGGACUGGAUCGAGGUGGCUUAG
This is a messenger RNA of Peronospora matthiolae, 207 nucleotides long. The record is from the annotation of a GenBank genome assembly. Lineage: Eukaryota; Oomycota; Peronosporomycetes; Peronosporales; Peronosporaceae.